Messenger RNA from Larimichthys crocea (large yellow croaker), 3355 nucleotides. It is a transcript of the gene erap2, whose product is annotated as endoplasmic reticulum aminopeptidase 2. Gene Ontology annotation, biological process: peptide catabolic process; proteolysis. NCBI's taxonomy places the organism in Eukaryota, Metazoa, Chordata, Actinopteri, Sciaenidae. The coding region runs from base 225 to 3155 and encodes 976 amino acids. Gene Ontology annotation, cellular component: cytoplasm; membrane. Gene Ontology annotation, molecular function: metalloaminopeptidase activity; peptide binding; zinc ion binding. The transcript has 20 exons. The record is from RefSeq and is a predicted model, not a curated record.
UUAACAGAGAGCACAUGAAGGAAGGAAACCGGAAUGACCCAGGUUUAAGAAAACACACAUUUGAUUCAGCAUAUUAUGAUAGUGUGACAUCUGGACAAAGCGCUCACAUCAGCCGGUGCUUCCUCUAUUGUUCCUCAUGUUUGGGAUGUGACCAAGUUGAAUACUAGAUGUCUGCCUGUCACACUUCUUCUUUUUAAAUCAGUGGUAACAACAUUUCCUCUGCAAUGGCCUUGGUGAGACUGUUAGUGCUGUCUCUAUUCCAAGUGUCUCUGGUUGGCUCUCAGCCCACCCAGAGUCCACAGCAGGCCACAGGAGAGCAGUCUUCUCUGGGUACUGGUAACCUAUCCUUCCCUUGGAGCCGUCUUCGUCUGCCUAGGUAUAUCAUUCCUCUUCACUACCGCCUCCUGCUGCACCCUAACCUCACAAGCCUGAGUUUCACUGGCUCAGUGCAGAUCGAGAUUGAUGUCCAGAACAAUACAAACUGGAUUGUAUUACACAGCAAGGGUCUGGACAUCACGAAGGCCACCAUAUUGAACCAGGACCUUGGUCUUCUGUCUGACCAGGUUCUUCCAGUUCUUCACAACCCUUCCCAUGAGCAGAUUGGUAUUUUUUCUCCCUGGGUGCUCAGCAGUGGGCAGAAGUACUUUUUGUAUAUUGAGUUUGGGGCAAAACUUGCAGAAGGCUUCUCUGGCUUCUAUAAGAGCACAUACAGGACCAGCACAGGAGAGACCAGAACCUUAGCUUCAACUCACUUUGAGCCCACGAGUGCUCGGAUGGCAUUCCCGUGUUUCGAUGAGCCAAGUUUCAAAGCCAACUUCUCCAUACGUGUUAGGAGGAGUUCAGAGUACAUUUCUCUGUCCAACAUGCCUGUUGUGAAGACAGUGGAAGUAAACGAUGGCCUCCUUGAGGACCGGUUUGAUACAUCUGUAAAAAUGAGCACUUACCUCGUAGCUUUUGUCAUCUGUGACUUCAAAUCUGUCACUGCAACAACUUCUUCUGGGGUGCAGGUGUCUAUCUAUGCUGCCCCUGAGAAGUGGCAGCAAACCCACUACGCCCUGGAGGUCGCUGUCAAAAUGCUAGAUUUCUAUGAGGAGUAUUUCAACAUCAGAUAUCCGCUACCCAAGCAAGGUGCCCUUUGUGUAGCUAAGCUACACAAUAUUUCUUUUCUUUCAUAUAAACAUCCAUCAUUUCCCCUCGUUACUCGUUGCUGUCUCCUGAGGUGUGUUUUCCCUCUCUCAGAUCUGAUAGCCAUCCCAGACUUCCAGUCCGGUGCGAUGGAGAACUGGGGUCUGACCACCUACAGAGAGACCAGCCUUCUCUUUGAUCCCCUCACAUCCUCAAUUUCUGAUAAACUUUGGGUUACUUUGGUGAUUGGCCAUGAGCUCGCACAUCAGUGGUUUGGUAACUUGGUGACAAUGGAGUGGUGGAACGAUAUCUGGCUGAAUGAAGGAUUUGCCAGAUACAUGGAGUACAUUUCUGUCCAGGCUACCUACCCUGAUCUCAAAGUGGAGGAAUAUCUACUGGACAUGUGUUUUUCAGCAGUUGGUUAUGAUUCAUUUAACUCCUCUCGGCCAAUAUCCAGCCCGGCGGAGAACCCCACUCAGAUCGAACAGAUGUUUGACACAGUCUCCUAUGAUAAAGGAGCAUGCAUCCUGCACAUGCUGCGACACUUUCUGACUGAAGACGUGUUCCAGAGUGGGCUCGUGCGAUACCUUCACAAAUACAGCUACAGAAAUGCACACAACCAGGACCUGUGGGAUAGUCUAGCAAAUACAUGCUCAGAGGAGGACUUCACAUCAGGAAAAUACUGUUACAGCAGCAGUCAGGCCUCCAAGAAUGCAUACCUGUUUGCAGGGGAACACCUGAACCUGACAGCCAUGAUGCACACUUGGACGCUGCAGAAAGGUAUUCCUCUGGUAACUGUAUCUAGGAAGGGGCCUCUCCUGCUGCUCAGACAGGACAGGUUCCUGAGAACAGUGAUGCCUUCUGACCCUCUCUGGUCCGCAUCGCAACAGGGUUUCCUGUGGCAUAUCCCACUGACAUACAAAACAGAUGCUUCCAGCACGGUCCACAGACACCUGAUGACAACACACACAGACAGUAUACAUAUCGGAGAGGAAGUCAGCUGGGUUAAAAUAAACGAUGACAUGACCGGCUACUAUGUGGUUCAUUACGAGGAUGGUGGUUGGGACGAGAUGACCAAACUACUUUUGGAAAACCACACAGCUCUGAGCUACAAAGACAGGACUCACCUGAUACACAACGCCUUUCAGUUGGUCACGGCAGGUCACCUGCCAGUCAAUAAAGCCUUGGACCUGAUUGGUUACCUGCGAUUGGAGACACACAAUGUGCCUCUACUCCAAGGACUGGCCUAUCUGUCGGGCUUCUACCAGAUGAUUGCAUUUAGGAAUGAGUCAGAUCUAAAAAGCAACCUGGGGACGUACAUCCUGCGAUAUUUCCGUUCUGUCAUCGACCAGCAGACGUGGAGCGACAUGGGCUCUGUGUCAGAAAGACGGCUGAGGUCAAACGUCCUGUCACUGGCUUGCGAUCUGGAAGAUCCUCCCUGUCUGAAGCAGGCGCAUCAGAGCUUCAAAGACUGGCUUCAGUCCAACGGUACACUCAACUUGCCCACUGAUGUGGCAACAACAGUGUAUUCAGUUGGAGCUCAGGAUGACCAUGGCUGGGCCUCACUCUUACACACAUACAACAUCUCCCUCUCUGCAGCACAACAAAGCAAAAUCCUGUUUGCCUUGACAUGCAGUAAAGACACAAACAAACUACAGAGACUACUGCAGUGGGGUCUGGAAGGGAAGGUGAUUCGAUCCCAGGACCUGUCUUAUCUCAUCCGGAUGGUGGCCAGGAACUCGGAGGGACAUCAUCUAGCCUGGAAGUUUGUCAAGAAGAACUGGGACACACUGGUUCAGAAGUUCCAGUUGGGCUCAUCUACUAUUAGAAACAUCAUCAUUGGUACCACAUCCCAGUUUUCAAAUCCAGAGGAACUCACUGAUGUGAAGCUGUUCUUUGAGUCUAUCAAAGAAGAGGCGUCUCAGCUGAGAGCUACCCAGAUCGCCCUGGAAAACAUUCAGAAAAACGUCCGCUGGUUUCAGAGGAACCUCGAGACUCUGAGAAACUGGCUGAACAAAAGAAUGAAGUGAGCGACAGCAGAAAGAGAAGUGGUGAAUGUUAGAUGCCACAAGAGAUUUAGAAUUUUUGAUGGAUGUGUUUCUAUUUGCAAAUAAUUUUGAUGUGCUUGACAUCACUGAAGAGUUGACAGUUUUGUAUGUAUGAAAAAAAGGUUUUGUAAAACUUAUUUGUGAGACAAAAAAAUAAUAAAAUUUCAUUGGUAGAAAUGAAA